Messenger RNA from Pocillopora damicornis (cauliflower coral), 572 nucleotides. RefSeq names its product DNA repair protein RAD51 homolog 4-like. The record is from RefSeq and is a predicted model, not a curated record. Gene Ontology annotation, biological process: DNA strand invasion; double-strand break repair via homologous recombination; reciprocal meiotic recombination. Gene Ontology annotation, cellular component: Rad51B-Rad51C-Rad51D-XRCC2 complex; microtubule organizing center; replication fork. Gene Ontology annotation, molecular function: four-way junction DNA binding; ATP binding; ATP hydrolysis activity. NCBI's taxonomy places the organism in Eukaryota, Metazoa, Cnidaria, Anthozoa, Scleractinia, Pocilloporidae.
CGCCUUGUUGAAAUUGUAACUUAUAGCUGCCAGUUAUCCUUUAAGUCGGAUCUUCGAACAUAGUUUACUGGACUACUUUUGAUAGAUUAAGACAUUUUAUUGAUUGCUGUUGUUAGAUAAGGACAGAUCUGUUCGAAUUUUUCAGGCCGAAAGCGGAUAAAAUGAAACGGUUUCUGUCAAAAUGGCAUUCUGUGAGACCAAACUUCUUAGAUACACUUCGAGAAAAUGGUGUAAACACAGUGGCUGAAUUUAUGUGUUGUGACAUUGAGAGACUAGCUCAGAGAGUCUCAGUUUCAACAGAGGAUCUGUCAUCCCUUCAAGCCACAAUCACCACUCAAACAGCUGCAUUCACAAUGAAUGGCAGUGAUUUAUAUGAGGAAAUGGUGUCAAGAUUUCACAUCCUUUCAACUGGUUGUGAUAAUUUAGAUGAGCUCCUUGAUGGAGGUCUGUACACAGGAGAACUGACAGAAAUUGUUGGAGCUGCUGGUGUCGGCAAGUCUCAGGUAAUGUUCAACACAGAACCUGAUACCUGUCCUUAAACAGAAAAGGGUGUUGUUCACAUUUACAAUUAU